Erinaceus europaeus (western European hedgehog) is the source of this 2704-nucleotide messenger RNA. It is a transcript of the gene TM7SF3, whose product is annotated as transmembrane 7 superfamily member 3. The record is from RefSeq and is a predicted model, not a curated record. Lineage: Eukaryota; Metazoa; Chordata; Mammalia; Eulipotyphla; Erinaceidae. The transcript has 12 exons. The coding region runs from base 134 to 1846 and encodes 570 amino acids.
GCAGGCAGCGGAAGAGGAAGCCCGCGGGCGAAGGGGUGGGCAGGUGUGUGGCUAGUGCACCUGGCAGGCGAUGGAGCACGCGGCUGGCUCCCCGGGGUAGCGCGGGCGAGUCUGUCGAACCGCCACCUCAGCUAUGGAGCUCCUGGGGCUGCUGAUUUUGGGUGUGCUGGCUUGGAGACCUGGCUCUACCUGGGCAGCCGAGAGUGCGGGCAACGCCAGUGAAGGUCUUCUGGAAUUUUCUGUGGGGAGAUUCAGAUACGUCAGCCUCAGCAGGGCCUUUCCCAAGGAAGCGAUUUUGCGAGAUAUUCCCAGCAAUGUAUCUUUUCUUAUUAUCCAGAUACACUCGCAGCAUCAGAAUACAACAAUUUCCUUUUCUAAGGUGCCCCUUCCCAAUGCCUCGGCGACAGGCAUGGACACAGGGCUGGUUUUGGCUCUUCAGCCAGAGCAGAGCCAGUGCUCCUGGCACCUACAGACUGGGGAGGCUGGGCCGGUGCAGAGCCUGGCAGUGCCAUUGUCCUACACUGAGAGAGACCCUGUUCCUGGAGGCUGCAACUUGGAGUUUGAUCUAGAUGUAGAUCCCAACAUUUACGUGGAAUACGAUUUCUUUGAAACAACCAUCAAAUUUGCUCCCGCAAACCUGGGUUCUGCCAGAGGCGUCAACCCCUUGCCAUGCGAUGUGAGUUCGGGCCAGGACUCCCGGUGGCGGCUGCAGUAUGACAUCUACCAGUACUUCUUGCCAGAGGGGGACCUCACGGAAGGGGCUGCGCUUCAGCACCUGCAGAGGAUGGCCGGUGUGGCCCAGGUGGCAGCCAAUGCCCUCAAGGUGGUGACCCUAACCGAGGAUGAUAAGACAACCAUGUCCUUCUCUUCCCUUGGUGGACAAGGGGUCAUCUACAAUGUCAUCGUCAGGGACCCAAUCCUGAACACAUCUGCUGCUUAUGUGCCUGUGCAUACGUACGCCUGUGGCCUUGGGACUCCACAGGGCGGCUGUUCAACCCUCGGACGAGUAUCUACCAAAGUGUUCUUCACUCUCUUCGCCCUGUUUGGCCUCUUCAUCUGUUUCUUUGGGCACAGAUUCUGGAAAACAGAACUAUUCUUCAUGGGGUUCAUCAUUGCGGGGUUCCUCUUCUACAUCCUGGUCACGAGGGUGACACCUGCUGCCUAUGAUGUGCGGCUGAUCCUCACAGCAGUUGUGGGCUGUAUCGGCGGGCUCCUUGUGGUGGCGGUGUGGUGGCGAUUUGGAACACUCCUGCUCUGCUUGCUAUGCCCUGGCAUGGUGCUGGGCACGCUGGGGUACGGCGUGCUGCUCCUCACUCCUAUGGGAAACCUAGGCGUCUUUCAAGAUGAUGCCGUGUACUGGGUGGCCUUCUGUUUGAUGGCUCUGAUCGUUCCGGUGAUUUUCCUGGCCUGCCUCCGUGUGAUGAACAUCCUGGCCUGUGGCCUUGUGGGCUCUUACACUGUGGUCUUGGCUGUGGGCAGUUACUCCUACACCAGCCUGUCUUUCAUCACCCUCAACAUUCUCAAGAGAGCACUGUACCCAGACUUCCGCCGAGCUUUCACUAGCGUGCCUUUGCAGACCAACGACUUCAUCCUGCUGGCCGUGUGGGGCAUGCUGGCCGUGAGCGGAAUAACCUUGCAGAUCCGGAGAGAGCUCGGGCAGCCGCCAUUCCCUCCCCACCCCUACAAGCUCUGGAAGCGAGAGCAAGAGCGCAGGGUGACAAAUGUAUUGGAUCCCAGCUACCACAUCCCUCCGCUGAGGGAGAGGCUUUUUGGCCAGCUGGCCCAGAUCAAAGAGCUCUUCCAGAAGGAAGAGUCCACCGGAGAGAGAACCCCCCUGCUUCUGUAGCUGCCCCCCUGUGCUGCUGUGGAAUGUGGUCUGAAUGGGCUCAGGGCUCUAUGGGGUGAAUCUGAACAGAGUCCAGCUUAGGGAUCUUAGCUCUGCCUGGUGCUAGGCUCCCAGUUGAUGCCUGGCAUGGGGGUACCAGGGAGAGGAGGCAAACACUUAGAAAGCGGAACACAAAGGUCAUGCUAGAGAGGCUUCUCCAUUCUUAAUACUUGAGGAAUUUCCUUGUUUAUAAAUGACUGACCAAUAUAUCUCACGAAGUAGAUACACUACAUAUUAGUAAAGAGCAGUGACUCCCCCCACACCCCGUUUCUUUUUAUAAUUCCACAAGCAAUUCUGUCACUUGAGUGCGUCUAAACUUGGUGGGGUGCUAGCUUGAGUCUUUAAUUGGUUACUGUGGUUGGAUCUGGAUCUGUAGGGAUUUGCUCCUGGCCUUUGAGCUUGGGAGGACAAAAGAAAGCCUAACUGCUCACCAUCUGAGGACCUGCUCACAUGCCUUUUCACUAGCAUACAUUAUCUAAAAGCCUUUUUUUGUUUUCUUCAUACCAGAGCACUACUGAGCUCUGUCUUAUGGUGGUGCAGGAGACUUGAAUCUGCAAAGUUGGAGCCUCAGGCAUGAGUCCCUUUGCAUAACCAUUAUGCUCUCUCCCUAAAAGAUUUUUUUUGUUUGCUUUAUUUUUGUGAUAAAAUACCAAAAAAAGGAAGUCGGGCGGUAGUGCAGUGGGUUAAGCACACGUGGUGCAAAGCGCAAGGACUGGCAGAAGGAUCCCGGUUGGAGCCCCCGGCUCUCCACCUGCAGGGGUGUCGCUUCACAGGUGGUGAAGCAGGUCUGCUGGUGUCUAUCUUUCUCUCCCCCCUCUG